Molecule: messenger RNA, 468 nt
Organism: Vicia villosa (hairy vetch)
Lineage: Eukaryota; Viridiplantae; Streptophyta; Magnoliopsida; Fabales; Fabaceae
Exons: 1
Coding region: 1-468 (155 amino acids)
Source: RefSeq, a predicted model, not a curated record
AUGGCGAACACUGCGAGGUCUCGAUCGGUGCAACUGUUAUGGGUUGCGUGCCAUGAAAGAAUUCCAACGAAAGCGAGACUGGUUAGGCUUGGUCUACUGGAUAAUUCUGCGUGUGUGUUUUGUAGUGAAGUGGAAACCAUGGAACAUCUCCUUUUUUCCUGUCAUGCUACAAGAACAGUCUGGGAACAUAUUUUAAAGUGGCUGGUUGUAGAUCAUAGGUCUGAUUCCUGGAAUAGUGAAAUUGCGUGGAUGAACCGGCAAUGUAAGAAGAAGGGCAAUAAGAGUAGGAUUCUCCUUUGUGCUUUCACAGAGACGAUUUAUGAAUGUUGGUGGUAUAGAAACCAAGCUUGUUUUGGGGAGAAACCGAGUGAAAUGACUGUGGUCUCUAGGAUUAUAGAUGCUACGGUGUACCGGUGUUGGGCUAAACCGAAGUUGCGUACUACGUUGAGUAGAAUUCUUAUGCCUUAG